Messenger RNA from Pelmatolapia mariae (spotted tilapia), 1620 nucleotides. RefSeq names its product sialic acid-binding Ig-like lectin 14. NCBI's taxonomy places the organism in Eukaryota, Metazoa, Chordata, Actinopteri, Cichliformes, Cichlidae. The record is from RefSeq and is a predicted model, not a curated record. The transcript is spliced from 6 exons. Bases 1 to 1620 code for a protein of 539 amino acids.
AUGAGAAAUCCAUACUGUGACGGAGAAUACUGCGUCACUCUUAAUGUGAGAAAAUUGACAGCAGAGGCUGGACUCUGUGUUGUGAUCCCAUGUUCUUUCAAGACUGCUGAAGGCUUUGAAACCCAACAUAUAGUGUGGUAUAAAUGUGAAGCAUCAGAAGCAGGAUGUGAUCGUCCUGUCAUGAUAUUUCACACCAACAAAAGCACUGAUGUUCAACCUGAGUUUGAAGGACGAGUGUCACUUAUUGAGCAUGUCAUUCAGAACAACUGCAGCAUCAUCAUCAAUGAUCUCAAAGAGUCUGAUUCUGGAUCAUAUCACCUCAGAGUUAUUGGUGAACUGAAUAGGAAGACAGAUGCAUUUACAUUUAUUCCUAAAGUUAAUGUCUCUGUUAAAGGUCUUAAACAAAAACCCACAGUAAUGAUUCCCACACUGACAGAGGGACAGCAGGCCACACUGACCUGCACUGCUCCUGGUCUCUGCUCUGGAUCUGUUCCUGAAAUCACCUGGACAUGGAGAGGAGCAGGAGGGACUGCAUCUUACAUUGCAGGGAACCGUACUGAUUAUAAGACAGAGAAUCUGACAGCUUUCACACAGAGUCAUGUCUCAACUUUGACCUUUAAUGCUUUGGCUAAACACCACAAGUCUAAUAUCACCUGCAAGAUCAGCUUUACAGAUAAAACAACUACAGUGGGGAGUUCAACUUUGACUGUGAACUAUAAAAGGAAGCCUCAGAUCAUUGGAAAUACAACCGUUAAACUGGGAGAUGUUCUGAAUCUGACCUGCAGUGUCGAAAGUUUCCCUCCAGCUCUUAUAGUCUGGAGAAGUAUCACCACAAACCUUCUGACUAAAACUUACCCUGAUCUGCACAAUGACACUGGAUCAGCUACACUUGUCAUUCAGAAUGUGACAGCAGAACAUUCAGGACAGUACAUCUGUGCAACCAAACAUCUGCACACAACUGUGACUUCAUAUGUCAACGUGACCGUGACAUGGUUUUCAAAAAUAGUGAAUGGCUCUGGAUGUGUGCUUCAGUCAGAGGUUUUGACCUGUGUGUGUAUCAGUGAAGGGUUUCCUUUACCAACUGUCAAAUGGCCUUUUCUCAAGAACCGCACUGAUUACUCUGUCCUUACCACUGUGUCAAACCACACAGUAAACAGCACAGUCAGUUUAACUGUGAAAAACAAUGGCAGCACUACUUUUGAAUGUGUCAGCAGCAAUGGAAUGGGGGAAGCAAAAGAAAGUCUCACAAUCCAAAAAAACUUGCCAGACAAUAAUAGUCUAAUCAACUUCAUCAUGCAGGUCCUAUUUACAGUAUAUAAUGGUGAAGCAUUACAAGACAAUCAGACCCUGAGCUCAAACAGUGGGCCAAAAGAAGUGGAGUAUGCCAAUAUUAAUUUUUCCCUGCUGAAAAGAACCAGUGGCAGGGAGGCAGCAAGAAAGCAAGAGAGCACAAAGACAGACUAUGCUGAAAUUAAGAAAGUGGUCGAAGAACAAUGGGGAGAUGAUGCUGGGGAGGAAGGAGACAUAUUGGAGGACCAAGAGAAGAAUGUGAUAAUGGAGUUGAAACACUGUGAACCAGAAAGGGUAGAAGGGCGAGAUGAGGCAGUGAAUGAAAUGUGA